AUGUUUGGCCCCCCUACUCUUAGAUCUCCGAAUGGUGUCAGAGCCCACCAGAGUUUCGGGCCGAAGGAAUGGGUUUAUAGAAACAUUCUUAAGCGAACUCCCCGGAUGUUCUUCGCUGCAAUGCUUAUGACAUUUGUCUUCGAGAGGUCUUUUCACGUUGCUACUGAUUGGGUCUUUCAUAAGAGGAACAAAGGGAAGCGGAAGGAAAGUCACUUGGAGGAGAUUAGUGAGUCGAAGCGAGACUCCAGUACGAUGUUUCCCGAUUUGGUGCGUGGGGGUAGAAUUCGUCAGAACGAAGAACUUAUCAAGUUGUCGAAGUAUUUAUUUAAGAUCGGCCAGAUAGUUAUUCAAUCAUUCUGUGACGAUGCAGAAGCUUGUCUUGGGGGGAAGCAAACAGAAUACUUGAAAGAGGCUAUUGGUUCGGGAAUUAAAUGGGCUGGAGCGGGAAUGGAUAAAAUAAGUGGUCCUAUGCUCAACGUUCUUGGAUUAUAUGUAGAAAGAGAUAAGAAAAAUGGCGAGGUUAUUGAGUUUGGAGAAUCAACGCAGGACUUUGGAGAGUUGCCUCAAUGA
Molecule: messenger RNA, 570 nt
Organism: Protopolystoma xenopodis
Lineage: Eukaryota; Metazoa; Platyhelminthes; Monogenea; Polystomatidea; Polystomatidae
Source: the annotation of a GenBank genome assembly